AUGAUCAGCUGGCAAAGGCCGCCGACCGAUUGGUUUUGCCUUAACACCGAUGGCUCGGUGGCGGGAGCUCAGGGAAGUACGGCAGGGGGGGUGAUCAGAGACGAAGCGGGACGGUUUGUGAGGGCUUUCUCAGCGAACCUGGGGGCGGGAUCCAUCACUUAUGCUGAGCUUGCAGGUAUCGCUUUUGGACUUCGGUUGGCCUGGGACGAGGGAUGCCGCAAGGUGAAGGUUCAGACUGACUCGGCCACAGCAGCCCAACUCAUCCAUGAUGCUACGCCAGGUCACAUCCACUUUGUCCAGGUGGCCACUAUUCGAGAGCUCCUAGCCAGAGAGUGGGAGGUGCAGAUUGACCAUGUUUUUCGAGAGGGUAACGUUGUUGCUGAUUACCUUGCUUCAGUUGGCUAUAGCUUACCAGUGGGGGUUCAUGUGUUUGAAAAUCCCAGUCCGUUGUUGAGUCGUUGGUUGUACUUUGAUCUUUUGGGGGUCCAAACCCCUCGUUCAGUUAUCAUAUAG
Molecule: messenger RNA, 513 nt
Organism: Linum tenue
Lineage: Eukaryota; Viridiplantae; Streptophyta; Magnoliopsida; Malpighiales; Linaceae
Source: the annotation of a GenBank genome assembly